Messenger RNA from Solanum pennellii, 670 nucleotides. RefSeq names its product paired amphipathic helix protein Sin3-like 5. Bases 1 to 633 code for a protein of 210 amino acids. Gene Ontology annotation, biological process: negative regulation of transcription by RNA polymerase II. The transcript is spliced from 5 exons. NCBI's taxonomy places the organism in Eukaryota, Viridiplantae, Streptophyta, Magnoliopsida, Solanales, Solanaceae. The record is from RefSeq and is a predicted model, not a curated record. Gene Ontology annotation, cellular component: histone deacetylase complex; chromatin. Gene Ontology annotation, molecular function: transcription corepressor activity.
AUGGCUGAGAAAUUUUCCUUUGCUUAUGAGGAGACAAAAAUUGGAUGUCAUCUCUUAACUGAGUGGAAAUAUGGUCGAUUACAAGUCCGUAAAAGUGGUUUUGGCAGGAGAGGACGUAGUAGCAACAAAGGUGGUAGACCAGAUAUAACAAUGAAUGAUGCGUUUUGUUAUUUGAAGAGAAUUAAGGACAUGUUUUGGAACAGAAGGGAGAAGUAUCACAUGUUUCUUGUUCUUAUGAAUGACUUAAGGAAAAAAAGAAUUGAUAUGGUUGGUUUCAUUGCAAAAAUAGAAGGAUUGUUUAAAGGAUAUCCUACUUUGCUCCUGGGAUUAAAUCCUUUCCUUCCCAAGGGCUAUAAAAUAACUCUCAGUAAUGAAGACAAGAGAAAUUUUGAACGAGCAGUCAGCUUGAUGACCAAGAUAAAGGCAUGUUUAGCCCAUGAGUACAAAUACUUCCUAGAUGUUCUAUUCACGUGCGAGAAGGAGCACAAGGAUGUAAAAGAGUUGUAUCGUAAGGCCGCCGUACUUCUCAAAGACCAUCCGGAUCUGCUAGACGAGCUUGCUAAAUUCUUGUCAGUUUCAUCCACCGCCAAACCAUUGUUCAAUUUGGAUGAGGACAGAAUAUCGAUGAACUGAAAUAUCUAUCUUGCUCUUUGGGUCAAAUUUACAAUGU